AGAAAACCUGAAAGUGAAAGGGUUCGGGGAAAUGGGCGGAGCUGUUCGCAUUAAAUGUGCUGCUCUCAAAGCGCCUGGCAGUUCAUUCUGACAUUAGAACGAGCUGAACGCAAGCGCACGGAGUUUCUGUCUCGCGCUGUGGAACUCUCUAUGGAGAUAUAACGGUGGAAUAAAUCAAUGGGAGUUAAAAAAAAGCUGAUUUUGGAAGCGGCGACGAGAGUUUGUCCGAGGCAAAGUUGUACUGACUGCUCUUGGAUUGAAUAUUCGCUAAAACGACAGAUGAGUCUCAUCUAGAUGACCUUCCUGUGGUACGGUAUGGAAGACCACACUGGUUGGUCUUUCCUGUAGGAUGGUGGCACACAGUUCAGUGGAAGGGAAUCAAGGCACAGAAGAACCCCAAGCGAGGACAGAAGCCUCCCCAGAGGUCUCCCAGUCUCAAAGGUCCAGGCCCAGUCCACAGGCAGCGGUUAUCCAGACACAUUUCAAGCCCUUCAACUAUGCCAGAGACUUCAAGACCAUUGCAAAGACCACCUCAAUGCUAGAGGAGAGUGGCUUCUAUUGGGGUCCCAUGACUGUGGAGGAAGCACAUCAGAAGCUGAAAAAAGAGCCAGUCGGAACUUUCCUGAUCCGGGACAGUUGUCAGAGCGACGUAUUCUUUUCACUGAGUUACACAACACACAACGGUCCCGUCAGCGUCCGGAUUAUCUUCAAGAAUUCCAAAUUCAGUCUGACUGGCAGCAAGCAAUCUUUUGACUGUCUUUUCAAACUGCUGGAGCACUACAUCAGUUCCCCGAAGAAGAGUCUCGUCAGGCCCUACAGGAAAGAACCGGUGGAGUCUCUGCAGCAGCUGUGCCGCAGACGGAUUAUCGAAACAUGCGGUGGAAAAGACAUCGACCGCAUCCCUGUGCACCCGAUCCUCAAAGACUUCCUCCAUGCCUUCCCUCAUCCGCUAUGAAGACCGGACUCAUUGCAUUAAAGCGCUGCUGGAAUAUUCUGGAGAUACUUGAUGGACUCCUCGUGGUCCUGCUCUGUUUUAGGACGCAGGAAUCCUACUGUAGCACAUUCUGGAAUAUUAGACUUGAACACUGCACAAUGAAAGUUUACAUUGUUUGUGAAUGUUUACACUAUAUGGGAAUAUUGUGUUCCUUUGAUUCUAUUUCUGCCAUGCAGACAGCUAUAUUUCAAGAUAGUAGUUUUUAUAAAAAUAAUAAAUAUAUUUGUAAACAACUUAAAA
This is a messenger RNA of Carassius gibelio (silver crucian carp), 1234 nucleotides long. Its product is annotated as suppressor of cytokine signaling 1-like. The transcript is spliced from 2 exons. Gene Ontology annotation, cellular component: phosphatidylinositol 3-kinase complex. The record is from RefSeq and is a predicted model, not a curated record. Bases 350 to 955 code for a protein of 201 amino acids. Gene Ontology annotation, molecular function: 1-phosphatidylinositol-3-kinase regulator activity. NCBI's taxonomy places the organism in Eukaryota, Metazoa, Chordata, Actinopteri, Cypriniformes, Cyprinidae. Gene Ontology annotation, biological process: intracellular signal transduction; phosphatidylinositol phosphate biosynthetic process.